Racocetra persica is the source of this 582-nucleotide messenger RNA. The record is from the annotation of a GenBank genome assembly. Lineage: Eukaryota; Fungi; Glomeromycota; Glomeromycetes; Diversisporales; Gigasporaceae.
AUGUUAGAAAUUGGAGCAUUAAGACAAGGCAUAUAUGAGAGUGUAUCUUCAUUCUGGGCAAAAAUUCAGAAAUAUGGUGAUCAACUUGGUUAUACUCCAGCACAGAAGAAAACCCAUUUUUUAUCUGGAGUUAGACCUGAUAUUAGAGAUGAAAUUUAUAGAAUUGGUCAAACAAAACCUAUUAAUGAUAUUAUUGAUACAAUCGAAAAAAUAAGGGAUGCUCAUACAAAACAGAUACCAAAUAGAAAACGUAUUAUAUAUGCUAAUUAUAAAAUUGGUAGUGAAAGAUAUGAUAAUAUUGUAAAUAGCCGGAUAUAUCCUCGACCACCUGAAAUAGAAAUAACAUCUAUGAAUUCAUCUAUCUCAAUACCUCAAUCAGAAAUCUUGCCCAUACAUAGCUUAUCAAGUGCCAGAAAUCCUGAGCAAGUAAUUUCUUUGAGCAAACCAGCGACAAAAAAGACUAGCAGAAAAUCAGAAUCAAAAACUAUAAAUCAUUCUAUCUCAUCAAUACCAGGGAGUGAUGUGCAAGCUAGAAUGGAAAAUUUACGAGAAUAUAAAAAACAGUUUCAAGCUGAAUCUUGA